GCGCAGACUCAUGGGAAAGCGCGAUGUUCAAAUUUGUUUCCGGUUUCCUUCGGGUACGCUAGAAAUGGAGCCACCUCCUAACGGUGUGGUGAGGACUCCCCUCAACAGCGUCGUGGUGCAGAGGAGGAGCAAAAGCAAGAGCUACCGGCUUUCUUACCGAAGCUGCCUGGGUGCCGCCUCCCGGCUCGGCUUCACUCCAGCGUUGACGGCACGGCGGCUCAACACCAGCAGGAGAGCUCCAAGGUCACGCAAUAUCAGCGAGAAGGUGAAUUCAGAGCAGUUGGCCUUGCUGUUGAAAACGGAGUGGAGGCUGUCGUACGUGACUCCUCUGUUUAAGUUCCGACACACUCAGCUGAAGAGCUACUCCAGGCAGCUCUCUGCUUUUAUUGCUGCGGAGAAGCAGCAGGGCCUGGCGGUGGACGUGGAAGGAUCGCAGAGCGGCUUCAGGGUGUCUUUCUCUGUGGUGCAGGGAAUGACGGAAACGGAUGAUGAUGCAGAGACCGUCCUCAUACAGAUCCACACAAACCCUUUGUUUGCCAGGCAGGACGAACCCCAGAGGUCAGUGUGGAGUGGCUUGCUGACAUGCAUCAACGGCAACACGGAUUACCUGCACUCCCUACCAAAAGACUUCAUCUGCCUGCCGCUCUUUGGCUGCAGUGGGUCCGAGGUUCUCACCACUUUGGUCAAGUCCUGGUUCCAGCAGGCGUUCGACUGCAGCUUUGGGCCCCUGGAAAUCAGCCAUACCAGUCUUCAGUGGCUGGUGGCGUUAUGGACUAACUGCCACUCUGAAUCCGGCAUUCAGCAACUCAAGAUGAUUUGGACUCUCCCAGUUGUGCCACCGCUGCAGAUCACCUACACGGUUAACCCCCAAGACGCCUGGGAGCUGUGGAGCAGCGUAAGGAGGGAUCCACAGGAGGAAAACGAGGGAGGGGAGGCGGGGACUAGUAUUGAUAUUAAGGAGGUGAUGCGGUUCGUGCAGGGGCUGAAGGGCCACUUCUACAGACAUUUCAGGCUGGAUCUGUCGUCAGGAAGUCUGAAACAGGUCUCGACGGCGCUGGGAUCAGCCAAGUAUAACGGCAGGAUCAAGAUCUCCAACAGCAGAUACAUGAUCACCACCCUGACACUACUGACAGAGUGUGCCCUCCUCAAAAUGCCCAUCUAAUCAAUGAAGACUUUGAACUAACAGGAAAUGCAAUAUUGCAACAGUUCCGAGUUGCUGCCUGGAAAGACUGAACACGCAGCUAUAUAUUACAGCCUUCUUUUUAUUUUUAACCAUGCAAAAUUGUCUUCUUUUUUUAAAUAAAAGUGAACAUUCUUUUUA
This is a messenger RNA of Scophthalmus maximus (turbot), 1321 nucleotides long. RefSeq names its product centromere protein L (gene cenpl). NCBI's taxonomy places the organism in Eukaryota, Metazoa, Chordata, Actinopteri, Pleuronectiformes, Scophthalmidae. The record is from RefSeq and is a predicted model, not a curated record. The transcript has 5 exons. Bases 11 to 1162 code for a protein of 383 amino acids.